This is a messenger RNA of Fragaria vesca subsp. vesca, 1191 nucleotides long. RefSeq names its product fatty acid 2-hydroxylase 1-like. Lineage: Eukaryota; Viridiplantae; Streptophyta; Magnoliopsida; Rosales; Rosaceae. The transcript is spliced from 7 exons. Gene Ontology annotation, cellular component: endoplasmic reticulum; membrane. Gene Ontology annotation, biological process: fatty acid metabolic process; lipid biosynthetic process. The record is from RefSeq and is a predicted model, not a curated record. Gene Ontology annotation, molecular function: iron ion binding; fatty acid 2-hydroxylase activity. The coding region runs from base 239 to 952 and encodes 237 amino acids.
UUAGACGGCGCAGAUCUCUCCACCCCCUUAAAGAACCCAGCUCGUGAAAAAACUAGAGAGAGAAACUGAGACGUGAGUUUUAGAGAGAGAAACUGAGAGAGAAAAGAUUUGAGGAGUUUUGGGGUUUUUCCUCGCUAUUCUGACUAGAGAGGAGAAAAAGGAAGAGUAUUUUUGUUUCGGGUCUGAUUGGAUCCGAGUGUCCGACCCGGCCCGCAUUUUCAGUGCUAUCAGUGACAAGAUGGUUGCUCAGGACUUCCAAGUUGAUUUGAAUAAAGGCCUUGUAUUCCAGGUUGGCCAUCUUGGAGAAGCAUAUCAAGAAUGGGUUCACCAGCCUAUUGUCUGUGUGGAAGGCCCUCGAUUUUUCGAAAAUGAAUUUUGGGAGUUCUUGACCCGCACUGUGUGGUGGGCAAUUCCUACCAUAUGGCUUCCGGUGGUGUGUUACUUUAUCUCCAAGUCUGUACGGAUGGGCCAUACCUUUCCUGAAAUAGUUCUGAUGGUUCUUUUUGGCAUUUUUGUGUGGACAUUGCUUGAAUAUACGUUGCAUCGUUUCCUUUUCCACAUUGAAACAAAGAGCUAUUGGGGGAAUACCGUACAUUAUCUUCUCCAUGGCUGCCAUCACAAACACCCAAUGGAUGGUUUGCGACUUGUUUUUCCUCCGACUGCAACAGCAAUCUUAUGUUUUCCGUUCUAUAACUUGGUUAAGCUGAUGUCCUCCCCCUCUGUUGCUCCUGCUUUAUUUGCUGGUGGUUUAUUGGGUUAUGUCAUGUAUGAUGUUACCCAUUACUACCUUCAUCAUGGUCAGCCAUCCAGUAAGGUACCCAAAGAUCUCAAGAAAUACCACUUGAAUCAUCACUUCAGGAUUCAGGACAAAGGCUUUGGGAUAACUUCAAGUCUAUGGGACUGGGUGUUUGGAACACUUCCUCAAACCAAAGCUGCUAAAAAGAGUAGAUAAUUCUCGUAAUUGGUUAGAAUAGUAAGUAAUAUCAGCAAGCUGCUCAACGUACCUUUGAUUCCUUAACAUUCUUUGUUCUCCUAAAUUUAUUGUUUGCAUAAAUUUAUGUUUUCGGGGUGGGGUAUCACGGUGGUUUCAAAUUUUGUUGUUCUGUAAAUUAAGAAUGAUGUACUCAGAUUCCCUGGUUGUUUAUUAAGCAAUUCCUUGUCUAUAAUGUGUUGUUUCUCGUUUUGCUCCUU